Molecule: messenger RNA, 2240 nt
Organism: Arachis duranensis
Lineage: Eukaryota; Viridiplantae; Streptophyta; Magnoliopsida; Fabales; Fabaceae
Product: heat shock 70 kDa protein 5
Exons: 1
Coding region: 239-2173 (644 amino acids)
Biological process (GO): protein refolding; cellular response to unfolded protein
Cellular component (GO): cytoplasm
Molecular function (GO): ATP hydrolysis activity; ATP-dependent protein folding chaperone; heat shock protein binding
Source: RefSeq, a predicted model, not a curated record
CUUCAUCAUGAGUCCCUUCCACCACCUUCUGCCUUUCCCAAAAGAAGGAAAAUAUCUUCCUCGUCCUCAUGCCAAGCAAAUUGUUGUGCAAUAUAUAUAUACACCCCGCCUCCAUCCAUCCAGGCCAGUACAAUAGGACCCUAACAUACGUGCGUAAAGCAUCAUCUAAACCUGCAGUCAUCAGCAAGUUAAACCUGUUUUAUUUAAAUUAUUCACUUAUUACUUCUGAUUUGUCGAAAUGGCUACCGCUACUGAGAAAGCCAUUGGCAUCGAUCUAGGCACCACUUACAGCUGCGUGGCCGUGUGGCAAAACGACCGCGUAGAGAUCAUCGCCAACGACCAAGGCAACCGAACCACUCCUUCCUACGUUGCCUUCACGGACACCGAGCGCCUCAUCGGAGAUGCUGCCAAGAACCAGGUGGCAAUGAACCCACAGAACACGGUGUUCGACGCCAAGCGCCUCAUCGGUCGUAGAUUCUCCGACCCUUCCGUCCAGAGCGACAUGAGGCACUGGCCCUUCAAGGUGGUCUCCGGCCCCCAAGACAAGCCCAUGAUCGUCGUCAACUACAAAGGCGAGCAGAAGCAGUUCGCACCCGAGGAGAUUUCCUCCAUGGUGCUCACCAAGAUGAAGGAGAUCGCCGAGGCCUACCUGGGAAAAACCAUCAAGAAUGCCGUCGUUACCGUCCCCGCCUACUUCAACGACUCUCAGAGGCAGGCCACCAAGGACGCCGGCGCCAUUGCAGGCCUCAACGUCAUGAGAAUUAUCAACGAGCCAACCGCCGCUGCUAUUGCCUACGGCUUAGACAAGAAGGCCUCCAAAACUGGCGAGAAGAACGUCCUCAUCUUCGACCUCGGGGGUGGCACCUUUGACGUGUCUCUCCUGACUAUCGAGGAGGGCAUCUUUGAGGUGAAGGCCACUGCCGGAGACACCCACUUGGGGGGCGAGGAUUUCGACAACAGGCUGGUGAAUCACUUCGCGGCGGAGUUCAAGAGGAAGCACAAGAAGGACAUGAGCAGCAACGCGAGAGCGCUACGGAGACUGAGGACAGCGUGUGAGAGGGCCAAGAGGACACUCUCCUCCACCGCACAGACGACCAUCGAGAUCGACUCGCUCUUUGAAGGUAUUGAUUUCUACGCGACCAUCACUCGGGCCAGGUUCGAGGAACUCAACAUGGACCUGUUCAGGAAGUGCAUGGAGCCGGUUGAGAAGUGUCUCCGCGAUGCCAAGGUUGAUAAGGCUCAGAUUCACGACAUUGUCCUUGUUGGCGGCUCCACCAGAAUCCCCAAGGUCCAGCAGCUUCUGCAGGACUUCUUCAAUGGCAAGGAGCUCUGCAAGAGCAUCAACCCCGACGAGGCCGUGGCUUACGGGGCUGCUGUCCAAGCUGCCAUCCUGAGCGGCGAAGGCGACCAGAAAGUCCAAGACUUGCUUCUUCUCGACGUCACGCCCCUCAGCCUGGGCAUUGAAACCGCCGGUGGGGUGAUGACGGUCUUGAUUCCCAGGAAUACCACCAUACCCACCAAGAAAGAGCAGGUGUUUUCCACCUACUCGGACAACCAGACCAGCGUGCUGAUUCAGGUGUACGAGGGUGAGAGGGCAAGAACCAAGGACAACAACCUUUUGGGAACAUUUGAGCUCAAGGGGAUUCCGCCGGCGCCGAGAGGGGUGCCUCAGAUCAACGUGUGCUUCGACAUCGAUGCCAACGGUAUCUUGAACGUGUCUGCGGAGGACAAGACGGCGGGGGUGAAGAACAAGAUCACCAUCAGCAAUGACAAAGGAAGGCUGAGCAAAGAGGAGAUUGAAAGAAUGGUGCAGGAGGCAGAGAAGUACAAAGCAGAGGAUGAACAGGUCAAGAAGAAAGUGGACGCCAAGAACUCACUGGAGAAUUAUGCUUACAGCAUGAGGAACACCAUCAAGGAUGACAAUGUUGGUGCCAAACUUGAUCCUUCUGACAAGCAGAGGAUCGAGAAGGCCAUUGAUGACACCAUCCAAUGGUUGGACGGGAACCAGUUGGCGGAAGUAGAUGAGUUUGAGGACAAGCUCAAGGAGCUUGAGGCUUUAUGCAACCCUGUCAUUUCCAAGAUGUAUCAAGGUGGUGGUACUGCUGCUCCAUCCUCUGCCGAUGCUGCCCAUGACAACUCCGCUGGUGGACCUAAGAUUGAAGAGGUUGAUUGAGAGAGCUUCAACCUUCAAUUUUUAUAAGCCUUCUUUUAUCGCGCUAGACACUGCCCUUUGUCUCUUU